GCAAAAGUUAGAAUUAUUGCUUUCCUAAAUCAAGUACAUGGUAUCAGUAUCACUAGGUGGAUUAAUCGGGAUUUUAUUUUCUAAUCGACAACUUAUUUUUUCAAGUAUAUGUACGUAUUGCCGCGCCUCCGAUUACUUGUUGCUCAGGGUUAUAAAAAUUCCUCCAACCCGAAUUUUCUAGAUAUAUCGAUAAUUCCAUUUGGCAAUGUGAUAAGCUAGCAGCCUAAUUUUGUUCAUAUCUGUCGUAAAUCACCGCAAAAAUCUCCCUGGCUUGAUAACGGUGACAUAUUUAGGAGAUAUUUCUAUCAAUUGCCCUAUUAGCAGCUAUUUAAGAAAGCUUACCAGACGUAAUCCCAAAUACAGUGUAAUCUAACCGUCGGAGCACAAUGAAGCAUUUCAAACUGGCAGUAAUUCUGAUUUGCGUCCUUGGCGCUCAGGCGGAACCAGAUCGUACUCCACGUAUCAUCAAUGCGCACACCGCUCCACAUAUUGUCGGAUACAACGCAUACGUGCUCUACACAAAUGUAGCAUCCGUAGGAUUCUUUGGAGGCGGUACAAUUAUUUCCGAUAAGCACGUGCUGACCUCGGCCAAGAUCAUUGAGGGAUAUGUCCGGUGGGAUGUAGGUUUCGGCAGUAACAUCUUUGUCGAGCUAACCACCAUCACGUCUAUCACUGCUUCAUGGCAUCCUGAAUUUGACCCCAAUACUUCAAUUAACGACAUCGGUAUUAUCACCUUACCGGUGUCUCUGGUGUUCACGCAGAACGUCUACCCGGUGGCACUUCCGGAUCUGAACACUGAACGGACGAAUCGUUUUCCUUUGGAAAAUGAGGAAGGCACAAUCGUUAGCUACGGGUACACAACUCCCAAUUCUAUCGACCAUACGGACGUCCUGAUGCGAACCUUCCAGCGGGUGAUUGGCGACGACGAUUGUGAAGAGUUAUACCAGAACCAAUUGCCAGAGCAUUUCUGUGCCAGAGACAACGCUAGGCUUUCGAACAUGUGCCUUGGGGAUGUUGGUGCCGGAUUCGUCACUUUUGUCCAUGGACGUCCGACCGUUACCGGAAUUGUGUCGUACAUCAGAGAAAUAUGCGGCACUGCAUAUCCAACGGGCUAUAGUCGUGUCGAUUACCACCGGGAGUGGAUCAGAAAUGUGACGCAGCUGUGAUGAACUGUAGUUUGCAGUUAUUUUUUAUGUAUUAGCUAGUAUUCCAAAUGUUUCAAAUAAUAAAUGGGUUUUGACUUAACGAUAAACCCGACUUAAAGAUAUAUUCUCACGAAUAUAUUUCAGUUUUCAAACAAAUUUGAAAUCUGUAGGCAGAUUUCAUAACAACAAUGAUGGAAUUCACUUAAAAUACAUACUAUCUCCAGGAUGUCCACUAAAAC
This is a messenger RNA of Aedes albopictus (Asian tiger mosquito), 1384 nucleotides long. RefSeq names its product trypsin-1. Bases 387 to 1166 code for a protein of 259 amino acids. The record is from RefSeq and is a predicted model, not a curated record. Lineage: Eukaryota; Metazoa; Arthropoda; Insecta; Diptera; Culicidae. The transcript has 4 exons. Gene Ontology annotation, molecular function: serine-type endopeptidase activity. Gene Ontology annotation, biological process: proteolysis.